Molecule: messenger RNA, 876 nt
Organism: Truncatella angustata
Lineage: Eukaryota; Fungi; Ascomycota; Sordariomycetes; Amphisphaeriales; Sporocadaceae
Exons: 2
Source: RefSeq, a predicted model, not a curated record
GAACUCGACCAUUUUACUCUCCCCGAUCCACAUUCUGCCCCCAUCCCCGUAUUAGGCGAGCCGUUCGAAGAUGGACUCGGAUGUAACGAAUGUCGAUACGUAGUGCGAAAUAUCAAAGGAAUACAAGAGCACUACCGCAAGGAACACGGCUGGUCGAACGAUCGUAAAAGAGGUGGACAGAAGAAACACGGCAACCAUUACGUAGCAGUGCCGUGGAGGGAACAUGUCCGAUGCCAGCGCUUUUUUCCUAACAGGAAGGCUAGCCAGUACUUUGAGGUGGGGAGAAUCGCUGUGCUUACCACGCCGUCGAGAUCGCUCGCCAUUCGGUCGCCCGCUGCAUCGCCGGCCAGCAAGGGACGUAUGAUCUUCGAGAAGACCAGUCUUCAAGUUAUAAACGUAGCCGAGGAGAAGUUGGAGCCCAAUCCAUGGGUACGCCGUGUAGGAUGGGCGAGGCAUUUGCAGGACUUUCUCACGGACGACCAUAUGACGAGGCUGCGAGAGUCUAUCAGCAUACCUACUACAAAAGAGCCGAAGCUACAGGUAAUAUGGGAAAGCUUUAUGCGUAUGAUCCACGAUGCACAAGACCGGGUUUGCGGUUUGGACAGCGGUGCAACGGUGUUAUUUGAGAUGUAUCGGGAAACCGAAGUUAAGCCAUUAACCCCGUUCGUAGCCACUAUGGAGAAGGACUCGUGGUCCCGGUACUGCAUCUUCGUCGGCCAGAUUCUCAUGUAUAUUUUCAGGACACAGGAAUGGAGGGAUGAGGACAGGCCGGCAUAUACGCUUACAAGGCAACAAGGUAACAUCUUCGAUCGACUGUCCGCUAUCGUUGGGUCCAGUAUUGAUAGUGUAGGCGAUGCGGACGAUGCAGAUGUAUAA